CUUUAAUGAAGAAUGGCUUCAACAUUCAAGCUCGUCUUUGCUGUUCCUUUGUUGCUCCAGCUUUUAGUUCAAUUUCGAUGGGCAGAUUUUUGUUGGGGAAACAAAGUUGGAGUUGACUAUGGAAUGGAUGCUGAUUAUCUUCCAUCCCCUGAAAAAGUAGCACAAUUGGUUCGAAAUCACAACAUUCAGUACCUUAGGAUUUAUAAUUACAGACCCGAAGUGUUGCGGGCGUUUUCAAACACCGGUAUUGAACUUAUGGUGGGAGUUCCUAAUGCAGACUUAUCACAAUUCCAGUCCCAACCAUAUGUAGAUUCCUGGCUGAGGACUAGCAUCCUCCCGUACCGCGAAGCCACAAAGAUCACCCACAUCACCGUAGGUGUUGAAGUGACUAAUAGCCCAGAUAAUGCCGCCAACUUGGUUGUGCGCGCCAUGAGAAAUGUCGUCUCUGCAUUGAAAUCGGCCAACCUGCAAGGUAAAAUCAAGGUUUCAACUCCACUCUCCUUCGGGGUUUUAUCCAAAUCCUACCCACCUUCCGAAGGGGCAUUUAACAGUGGCUAUGAAUAUGUCUUGAGACCUUUGUUGGACUUCCUAGAAGAGAACCAAUCACCUUUUAUGGUCAAUUUAUAUCCUUUUUACGCUAUUGAAGAUUCUUCUUUGGAUGCUGUUCUGUUUAAGUCACCCUCUCCCAUUUUCGUAGAUCAGAAUACCGGUCUUAGUUACAAGAACAUUUUUGAUGCUCAGCUAGACGCUGUUUUUUACGCCAUUGCCAAUCUGAAUUUCAGAACAACUAGGAACACAUUUGAUGCUCAGCCAGAUACUGUUCAUUUUACCUUGGCCGAUACUGAUUUGAUAAUAAGUGACAUUAUUGCUGCGGAAACCGGCUGGCCUACACGUGGUUCUAGGCGACCACAUGCAAGUACUCACAAUGCCAAGACUUAUAACUAUUCUGCUAGUCUUGACAGUGUAGACGACUACGCUAACAUUGACAAUGCCCAGACUUACAACACCAACUUAAUUAGUCAUGUUAUGGGUGGCUCCGGGACGCCUGCUAGGCCUGGUGCAAACCUAGAUGUGUACAUUUUCUCCUUGUUUAAUGAGAACCUGAAGCAAGGACCGGAAACAGAGAGAAACUUUGGUUUAUUUUAUCCCGACAUGACGAGUGUUUAUAACCUGGUCUUCCCUGGAAAAGGAACCGGAAGAAGCUGGUGCGUUGCUUCUAGACAGGCUUCAAAUUCGGCUUUACAGAAUGCGCUAGAUUGGGCUUGUGGUCCGGGAAAGGCGGAUUGCUCCGCCCUUCAGCCUGACCAGCAAUGUUUUGAACCAAAUAAUCUAGUUUCUCAUGCCUCUUUUGCAUUCAACAAUUACUACCAGAAAAACGGGCUCACUGAUCAAGCAUGCCGUUUUGGAGGAACUGGGAUCGUAGUCUAUAACGACCCUAGCUAUGGUAAUUGCAUCUAUAAUGUAAAAAGUAGGGAUCCGAAUGGAAGAACUUGGUGCGUUGCUACUAGUCAGGCUUCUAGGUCGAAUUUACAGAAUGCAUUAGAUUGGGCAUGCGGUCCUGGAAAAGCUGAUUGUUCGGAAAUUCAGCCUAACCAGAGAUGUUUUCAGCCUGAUACUCUACUUGCUCAUGCCUCUUUCGCCUUCAACAAUUACUACCGGAAAAAUGGUGCUACAGAUGCUUCCUGCAGUUUCCGUGGAAAUGCAAUCAAAGUUGAUCGGGAUCCUAGCUAUGGUAAUUGCAUCUAUCACUAAGAGGACUUAUCAUAAGAAUAAAGUAGUUGUGAUUAUCGUGGGCGACCGCAUGAGCUAAGCUAAUGUUACCAGCGUAUAAUUAUUGCGAUUAUCACAUGAUUACCAAAACUGCAGCUUGUAAUACGACUACCAUUGCUACUUCUUUGUAAUGGUUUUCAUCAGUGAAUCUAUCAAAAAUAACGUUUACGGUUAAAAAAUAGGGAAUAGGAUCGAUCUCAUAAGGAUUUUAGAUUGCCCUUGUUUGAAUUUUUCAUAACCAGAACAUUUCGUGAA
This is a messenger RNA of Gossypium raimondii (Peruvian cotton), 2025 nucleotides long. Its product is annotated as glucan endo-1,3-beta-glucosidase 13. Bases 13 to 1752 code for a protein of 579 amino acids. The transcript has 6 exons. Gene Ontology annotation, biological process: carbohydrate metabolic process. NCBI's taxonomy places the organism in Eukaryota, Viridiplantae, Streptophyta, Magnoliopsida, Malvales, Malvaceae. Gene Ontology annotation, cellular component: plasma membrane. The record is from RefSeq and is a predicted model, not a curated record. Gene Ontology annotation, molecular function: hydrolase activity, hydrolyzing O-glycosyl compounds.